UCAAGAUAUUUAUUGAGAGAGACCUCCGUAUCAGUCUGAUUACAUAUAUGAUAUACUAUACUUUAGGUUUAACCCUUUAAAUAAAACACGACCGUCAAAGAAGGCGAAUACGAUUCUUCUAAGGUUCUGUCUCUGUAAAGUCUCUUCCCCUAUAAAACUCCAUCAGAACAUUUGUCCAUUCGAAAUCACAAACCAAGUUCGCAUCUCUUUAAAACUUAAACAAUGGGUUCUGCCUCCAACCAUCUCGUCACUCCCUCCGCCGUCGACUCCUCCUCGCCGCUUCCCUCGAACCUCACCCAAGACGACCUCAAGAAACUCGCCGCCUACAAAGCCGUCGAGUACGUCAAAUCCGGAAUGGUCGUCGGCCUCGGCACCGGCUCCACCGCCAAACACGCCGUGUCCCGCAUCAGCGAGCUCCUCCGCGAAGGCAAGCUCCGCGACGUGAUCGGCAUCCCCACCUCCACCACGACGCACGCUCAGGCGGUCUCUCUCGGGAUACCUUUGUCUGAUCUGGACUCCCACCCGGUGGUGGAUCUGUCCAUCGACGGCGCCGACGAGGUCGAUCCAUCCCUCAACCUCGUCAAGGGACGCGGCGGGUCGUUGCUGAGAGAGAAGAUGGUGGAGGGGGCGUCGAAGAAGUUCGUGGUGAUCGUCGACGAGUCGAAGCUCGUGAAGCAUCUCGGAGGGAGCGGGCUCGCCGUUCCGGUGGAGGUCGUGCCGUUCUGCUGCGAUUUCACGAGGGGGAAGCUGGAGGAGCUUUUUAAGGAAGCGGGGUGCACGGCGAAGCUUAGGGUGACGAGCGGCGGAGAGACGGCGCCGCCGGCUGUGACGGACAAUGGUAACUACGUGGUGGAUCUGUACUUGGAGAGGGAUAUGGGAGAUUUGGAGGCGGCGAGCGAGAAGAUACUGAGGUUGCCUGGAGUGGUGGAGCACGGGAUGUUUCUUGGGAUCGCGACGACCUUGAUCGUCGCCGGGAAAGCCGGUAUGACGGUUAGGGAUAGGUUUGGGUAAAAGAGUAAUUUCGUUGGGGGGGGGGGAGGAAAUUAGGGUUUAUGGUUUGGUUUUUGGUUUAAGAUGGAUCUUUGCUUCUGUAAACCCUUUGACUUAUUCUUGUGGUCUAGUAUGUAAGUGUUUGACUCUUUGAAUGCUUACUGUUUGGUUGGUUUUAAACGAGUUC
This is a messenger RNA of Raphanus sativus (radish), 1177 nucleotides long. Its product is annotated as probable ribose-5-phosphate isomerase 1. The coding region runs from base 223 to 1011 and encodes 262 amino acids. NCBI's taxonomy places the organism in Eukaryota, Viridiplantae, Streptophyta, Magnoliopsida, Brassicales, Brassicaceae. The transcript has a single exon. Gene Ontology annotation, molecular function: ribose-5-phosphate isomerase activity. Gene Ontology annotation, biological process: pentose-phosphate shunt, non-oxidative branch. The record is from RefSeq and is a predicted model, not a curated record.